This is a messenger RNA of Parasteatoda tepidariorum (common house spider), 568 nucleotides long. RefSeq lists its product as uncharacterized. The record is from RefSeq and is a predicted model, not a curated record. Lineage: Eukaryota; Metazoa; Arthropoda; Arachnida; Araneae; Theridiidae.
UUUUUUUAAUGUUAUCAUUACUUGGAUUAAUAUACGUUGUCCUACAAAUAGAGGAUCGGUGGACAGUUCUUCACAUCUUUUUCAAAAUAUACAGGACAACAUGAACUCUCUCGUACUUUUCCUCGGUGUCGCACUCUUUGCUUUAUGUGAAGCUCAUCCAGCUGAACAUAGAGUCACUGGAAAGCUUGUAACUCACAUUCAUAAAUUCAAAGAAGAAGUACCAGCUAAAGAUAAAAAUGGCCCUGGAUUAAAAUCCAAUUGCCAGAAGGGAGCUCUAGUCGGAGUUGACCGAGGAUUGGAACGAGGAAUUUCAGGAAUUAUUAAUAAUGCUGGCGGUGUAAUAAGCGAUGUCACGGCACAUGGAAAUCUCUUGGGAGUCGCAGGUGAUGCUGUUGAUCGUAAGUAAAAAAUUUUAAAAAAAUAUUUUUUAUUUUUUUGAAUAUUUAUAAUUUGAUGUUAAAUUAUUUUUUAGUUAAGUUUGAAGUUAAGAAACCAAGAAGAGAAAAUGAAAUUAGAAAUUGUAGAAAUUACGGAGAUGGAAAGUUGCAAUAAAAAAAUUCCAUCUGAA